Molecule: messenger RNA, 813 nt
Organism: Peronospora matthiolae
Lineage: Eukaryota; Oomycota; Peronosporomycetes; Peronosporales; Peronosporaceae
Source: the annotation of a GenBank genome assembly
AUGGAGGGCAAGGUGUGUCAGUGGCCAGACAGUAUUAUCUCGCAAGGAAGCGAUCUGGUGAAACCCCGUUGGAGUACCUACCAUCGUCUUAAUGUCGCGGCCAAGCUUGCCAAGAUCGCGAUUAAAGAAGAAAGACUGGCUACGGCAGCCACGCGUCGCGAACGUGUGGAACAUUUCAUCGCUACGCUGGACGACCGUGAUUUGGCGAAACAGCUGACUUUGCUGAGAUUGAGGGAUAUUGAUGAGAUGGAAGACACUCUCCGUGCAUGCCAACGAAUGGAGAAUCGUCAGAUAAAAUCGACGAUGGGAUCAAACAAAUUCCACCAGCGAGCGAUCGCACCUACUAACCCAAUGGCGUCCAAGACGACUCGGGUGAUGCGAUCGAUACGCGAAAAAGUCGAAAGCAGCGGAUCGGAAUCGGAGUCGAUCGGAUCCGAAGAGGAAGUGGAUCGUCGUCGCGUUUGUGUGACAACUACACCCGACCCAGAAAUACCAAACAAGGAUCAUCGCACCUGGCAGAAAAACACUGGCGAAGGAGAGGGACGCGACCAAAGUGGACGAUCGAAGGAGUGCACCCAUUGUGGAUCUACCAGACACGAUGAUCGAGGGUGUUGGAAGCGAUUGACGUGCCAGAAGUGUGGGCGCAAGGGACACCCUUCUGACAAAUGUUUCUUUGUGUGUGCAGCCUGCGGGGAGAUACACGAGAGUGGCAAGUGCCCCAUGGAAGAAUUCUUCAAUUUGAUCCGAAAGUGGUACGUGCCUACGAAGCAUGCUGGGAUGUUUCCACCGAAGGCGGAGGAGAUGAUAAACUAG